AUGACACGGUCCAUGUUGGGAAGGAAUCCUUGCCUGGUGAGCUGCCUUGCUGCUGGGCAGUAUGUGUUGGAGAAACGGCUGUGCACUUAUCCAUCUGAUAGUGGGGAAAUGUCUCUUGUAGAACGAUUUGCUCAGUAUUACAGGACUUCCCUCAUGGCUCAGAACACUCGUCUCUCAGACAGCAGCACAUCUUGUUUGCAGACACUGGAGCUUAAGAAGGUUGAAGUAGAAGACAGAACAGAGGCAUAUUUAAAAGUUUUGCAGCAAAAAAUUACAUCAGAUACACAGAUGGUUGUUUGUGUUUUGUCCAGUAAUCGCAAAGAUAAAUAUGAUUCAAUAAAGAAAUACCUUUGCGUUGACUGCCCAAUCCCAAGUCAGUGUGUAAUCGCAAGGACACUUAGCAAACCCCAAACUGUGCUUUCAAUUGUGACAAAAAUUGCUUUACAAAUGAAUGUUAAAAUGGGUGGAGAACUCUGGCGUGUGGAAAUACCUUUGAAGGAAAUUAUGAUUGUUGGCAUUGAUUGUUAUCACGACACCACUGCUGGUCGAAAGUCUAUUGCCGGAUUUGUUGCUAGCUCAAAUCCUUUAAUGACACGCUGGUUUUCUCGCUGUGUUGUUCAAGAUCAGAGGCAAGAAAUUGUUGAUGGCCUUAAAGUGUGUAUGCAAGCUGCUUUAAACGCCUGGUAUUCUUUGAAUAAAACUCUACCAUUACGUAUCAUAAUCUAUCGAGAUGGAGUUGGAGAUGGACAGUUAAAAACACUGGUGAAUUAUGAAAUUCCACAAAUACUGGAUUGUGUACGGUCUACUGGGAAAGAAUACAGCCCUAAACUGACUGUAAUUGUGGUUAAGAAGAGGAUCAAUGCCAGAUUUUUUGCACAUUCUGGUGGCAGACUUCAGAAUCCACCUCCCGGGACCAUUGUUGAUGUAGAAGUUACUAGACCUGAGUGGUAUGAUUUCUUCAUAGUCAGCCAGGCUGUUAGAGCAGGUACUGUGACUCCAACACAUUACAAUGUUGUUUAUGACAGCAGUGCAUUGAAACCGGACCAUAUGCAAAGAUUAACAUACAAACUCUGCCAUCUUUACUACAACUGGCCUGGAGUUAUUCGAGUACCUGCUCCUUGUCAGUAUGCCCAUAAACUUGCCUUUUUGGUGGGUCAGAGCAUUCAUCGUGAACCAAAUUUGGCACUUGCGGAUCGUCUUUAUUAUCUGUAG
Bombina bombina (fire-bellied toad) is the source of this 1212-nucleotide messenger RNA. RefSeq names its product piwi like RNA-mediated gene silencing 1 (gene PIWIL1). The record is from RefSeq and is a predicted model, not a curated record. Gene Ontology annotation, cellular component: P granule. Gene Ontology annotation, biological process: regulatory ncRNA-mediated gene silencing. The coding region runs from base 1 to 1212 and encodes 403 amino acids. The transcript is spliced from 11 exons. Lineage: Eukaryota; Metazoa; Chordata; Amphibia; Anura; Bombinatoridae. Gene Ontology annotation, molecular function: piRNA binding.